This is a messenger RNA of Nicrophorus vespilloides, 3342 nucleotides long. Its product is annotated as nostrin. The record is from RefSeq and is a predicted model, not a curated record. Gene Ontology annotation, cellular component: plasma membrane; cytoplasm. NCBI's taxonomy places the organism in Eukaryota, Metazoa, Arthropoda, Insecta, Coleoptera, Silphidae. Bases 430 to 3180 code for a protein of 916 amino acids. The transcript is spliced from 11 exons. Gene Ontology annotation, molecular function: protein binding.
AAUUUAGUCUGUUCUCUGCAUUGGUAUAGUGUGGUUCAUAGUGAUCGCAAUUAGGGCUCCGUCAGUGAACAUGUCUUAAAUAAAUUAUUCCGCGUAUUAAUUACCACUUGCAUUUAAUAUAAAAUGUUAUAAACGAAUCUAACGUUCGGUUAUGCAAACAUCCGCGAAUUGUUCGCUAAUUAUUUGCCGCUUUUACGUAAAAGUUAAACAAGUUUUUUUUUAUUAUUGUGUUCGCUCGUCCUUGGUAGGUAACAACCGACGUAUUGAUAAUGAAAAAUAUACACAAUUUUACACGUAACCUUGUAUUUUGAUCUACCUAGUUUUUGAACUACAAAAAAAAAGUUUAAAAAAGAUGGUUGCUCAGUGCUAGUAUUCUCGCAUCAGUGGUGUGGCGCAUUCGAAUCAAGAAAGUGUAAUAAUAAAAUAAUCAUGAAGAAGUUUUGCAAUAAAAUUACAAAUCAACAAUGGCGUGUAACAGUACCGAACAUCACUUUUAGAAAAUCAUUGACGCACCUUGGUUCUGGCGAUAAAAUCAACAGAAUUUCAAGCGGAAGUUAUGAUGUGCAAGCGGCACAAGAAGAGUUUGAUGCCAAGGGUACCAUAAACGCUGAAACAGUAUGCCUAAGUUCAGAUUCAGAAGAACACUACGAGGAUGCCAAUAAAGAUUCGGAAAUUUACACAGAAGUAAUCAAAGUAUCAAAGAACCUAACCGAAUCUAACAAUAAGUAUGAAUAUGAUGUGCCAAGAAUUUGUUUUUCGUUCUUCGAAGGCAAACGCAUUGAAAAUGAAGACUACGAUAUCGUGAAAUGCGAGUCUAUUAAACACAAGAGUGAAGUUAAAAUUGUCCUCACACCUCCGAUUCCAUCAUCGAGCGAAGAGUCAUUGACAAUAAAAAAAUCAGACAGUGAUCCAAAUUUAUCCCAUUACGAAGAUGAUGUCGACGACGGUUUCUAUAAAGUUCCUAAAAAAAUCAAAGAAAAUAGAUUAUCCAAGUCUUUACAUGACUUUAAAUGCGAGGAACUUGCUAAAUCCCAUGAAAGCAUCGAACAUAUUUCAUGCAGUCAAGUUAUCAACACUUCCCAGAAUUCCCUAGGCUCUGAUUGUAGUAAACCCAAGAUGAAGAGGGGCAGUUUACUAAACCUCCAGAAAAGUAGAGCCGUAGAUACAUGGUCGAAUUUCAAAACAAAGUUUAAUAAAAUUAUUGAAGAACAUUCUACGCACCAAAAAGUAGGAUCAUUUCCUGAUAAAGAGAAAAUCGCUUUAAACAUAGAAGAGAUGUAUAAAAAUUCAAGAGAAAAAUGUAAGAAAAUGUUGAAAAGUACCGGCAAAAUGUUUAAAGCAAAAAGGGACCAAGAUAAGGAACAAGUAUCGGAAAACUCGUCGCAGAUUGUUAAAAACGAUGCGUUCUUUGCCAAAGUCGAGUUAAAAGCCAGUGACAUUGAAUAUGUUUUUGAACAAAUGCCAGAAAAGGACAAGCGGCCGGAGCAUAAAUUUAGUGAAGUGAAAAUUGAACCUUCUGAAAAUGAAGGAAAACUCACCAAAUUGGGAUUCAGAAAGAGUAAACAAUAUUUAGAGGGACAAAAUGGUUUUGAAGAUCUAAGGCGGUAUAUUAAACAAGGGGGAGAUUUUUGUAAAGAAUUGUCAUAUAUUCUGCAGGAACGCUCAGAAGCUGAGAUUCAGUAUUCGAAAAGUUUAUCGAAACUCAGCGGGAAAUUGUCCCGAAUUUGCCGUGAAGGUGUUGGUGGGUUGAACGAAGCAUGGAAGAGUAUAGCUUUAGAAUUGGAGACUAGGGCGGAAGCACACUGGCAGAUUGGAAACAGUCUACUGGAGGAAACGGCGAAACCUUUGAGAAAUCUCACAGAAAAUCAGCACAAAUCUAGAAAAAGUGGAGAAACUGUUGUUGAUAAAUCUGCUAAAACUUUGGCGGACUGGAGAGCAGCUGAAGCCAAAAGCAAGAAGCACAGCCAUGCUUGCGCCAGGGAUAACGAAAAGUUACAGGACGUAAUGAUAGAAAAUAGACUAUCCAGAAGCACAAGUGUAAUACAGCUUCCAAAUAUAAAUAAGCACAAUACAGAUAAAGACAAUGCAAAGCUUGAGGGAAAGAAAAGAAAGGCGGAAGAGGCGGUCAAGAAAGCAGACAUAGAAUAUUAUUCGCAUUGUGUCGGAUCUGAGAGAGCAAGACUAGAAUGGGAAUCGGCUGUAUCCCGUGGCGCUAUCACCUUUCAAGCUCUCGAAGAAGAAAGACUCAACAACCUCAAAUCGAUCUUAUCGUGUUAUCUCAAUCAUAGUACUACCCUAACGCCCAAACUCACAGAUAUUACAAAUAAAAUUCGUGGACCAAUUGAGAGUGCAGAAGCGUCGAAAGAUUUAUCAACCUUUCUAAGCUUAAGACAGUCUUCACAACAAACAGCAGAACAAUUGCUGCCCGAUUUUUACUGUGAACACAUUACACUAGCGAUGAACAGAGAAAGGCGGAAACAGGCGCUUAUUAAAUUACUACAAUCGAUACAAUCGGAUAUAGAACGUGAGACGAAGUCCAAAGAUGGUCUCGAGAAUCUCUCGAAAGCCAUCAGGCAUCAGCCCAAUUUUGGGUCGGAGGAUUCUCAGCAAACAGUAAAUGAAAAAUUGUAUCACAUGAAAUCUAUGCUGCAAUAUUUAGAAGGGGCAAAGUAUAAAGUUCACAAUGCAUUGGCGGAAUUGGAUUGCAAACCGCGAGAUGUUCAUCCUCUGGCUGCUCACAUAACAGUAACCAGGGAUAAGGCUGGAUUGCAACAGAGCAUUUUGAAGGUGCCCCAAUAUUUGCGGGAACAAUGGAUAACCGCGGACAAAAGCCAGGUCUGCGAGAAACGUGACGAUUUGGAUUCGGAUACCGAGUCGAAUUGGAUUGACAGAGGAACGGCUGAUGGGAAUUCUAAUCAACCAGACUCCGAUUUCGAUGAAUUCUCGUCGCAAGGCAGCAGCAUUUGUGAAGGGAUCUGCAACACGGAAGAGACUCCUGUACAGCCGAUAGCUCAAUGCAAAGCGAUUUAUUCUUACACUCCAAAUUUGGCUGAUGAAUUGGCCAUUAGACCCGGGGACAUGGUUUCCGUCUAUAGGAAGCAAGAAGACGGAUGGUGGUUGGGCGAGUGCAACGGUUCAGUGGGCAUUUUUCCCGCGACAUACGUUGAAACGAUGAAAUGAAAUUACCAAAAAACAAAUAAUUUUGCAGUACUAAACAGAGGAUAUAAAUUAUACUUAUAUGUGAUACUAUUUAAAAUUAUAUAAAGAUAUUUUAUGUAUGUGCGUGUGUCUGUGUAAGUGUGUGCAUGAAAGAUAAUAAGUAAUAAAUGUAAAUAUUUUUAA